AUGAACAAACUUUCUGGGUUUUUUGAUCUCCUGAAAGGACCACUUAAAAUCAUUUCUCAAAAUGGAAUGCUUAUGUCAAUCACAGCAGCCGUCUACCUAAUCCUCUACUCCAUUACCUUCAUCUUAAACACUGUCUCAGUCAAUCCAUUCAUCAUCGAUUUGACCCUCAAGACUUUUUCCUUAUUCACUGCACGUCCAGGGACACCUGAGUAUUUCGAACUUUUGGCUGCUAUCCGUGAAGAUAUAGGCAUAUUUCUAGGAAUCGAAACUGCUUAUGCUGUUUUCUCCUUCUUCUUUCAGAUAUUUGCCCAAACUGCUAUAAUUAUUAUUGCUUCAAGCUACUAUAGUGGCAAUAACUUGUCUCUCAAAGAACUUAUCUUGAAGGUAUCAAGAACAUGGACUAGACCAUUUGUCACUUUGUUUUACGUACAACUUCUUGCCUUUGGUUACAUGGGUUUCUUCUUUAUGCCAUUCUUGAUUGCAUCGCUUCUACUUACUGACCAUCCUAUCAUCCUGAUUGCGCUCCAGUUCAUCCUUGCUAUUCUUUUCAUCACAUUUUACCUUUAUCUAUCAGUUGUUUGGAGUUUGGGGGUAGUUGUGUCUGUGUUUGAGGAUACUUAUGGGCUUUCAGCACUAGGGAAUGCUAGAGAGCUUGUGAGGGGCAAGAGAGUCGAUGGGUAUCUUCUGAAUAUUUUCUUUAAUCUUGUGGUAUUCGCAAUUUUAUUGGUUGGAGCCAAACUAUCGCUUGCGAUGCCGCUUGUAGUUGGCUUGUUUCAAGUUGUUUUCGUAGGCGUGAUGAGCAUGUUUCAGUUCCUCGCAUACAGUGUGUAUUAUUAUCGGUGUAAAAAUAACAUGAAGAUAUCAGGAGGUUCGGUAUAUAGCCAGAUAUCGCAUGGACCUGUUGUUGAUGAAAACAUUCCAUAG
Lactuca sativa (garden lettuce) is the source of this 924-nucleotide messenger RNA. RefSeq lists its product as uncharacterized. The record is from RefSeq and is a predicted model, not a curated record. NCBI's taxonomy places the organism in Eukaryota, Viridiplantae, Streptophyta, Magnoliopsida, Asterales, Asteraceae.